AUGAGUGCUCGCUAUGUAAAAAUGAAAAUAGUGAUGCUGGGAGAAGGUCGCGUAGGGAAAACAUCAUUGCUUCAGCGUUUUAUUAACGAUUCCUUUGACGACGACUGCGAAUCAACAACGAAGGCAUCUAUGUACGCCAAUGUGAAAAUUAGCGUCUCCCAUGAUGUGACGGCAGAGCUCUCAAUAUGGGAUACGGCCGGACAGGAACGGUACCAUGCCUUAGGACCUAUAUACUAUCGUGACGCCCAUGGUGCCGUUCUCGUGUACGAUAUCACAGACUAUGAGAGUUUUUUGAAGGUAAAGGUAUGGCUGAAGGAACUUCAGCAAGUAGUUGGUAAUCAAAACAUAUCGGUCGUUAUUGUUGGGAAUAAAAUUGAUUUAGAACGUCAGCGCUGUGUUCCUCUUAAGGAGGCCGAGGAAUGGGCACAUCGUCAAAAUGCAAGACAUUACAGCGUUAGUGCAAAACUAGGACUUCAUGCAGUUGAACCAUUCGAGGGAAUAGCAGUCGAUGUGGCGACAAAGAUUGUCGAAACGGAUCAAACAUUACACCAAAUCACACGGAACAAGGUAGAUGGGAUGACAAUCAAAAUGCCUAUAGGCUUAGGCGCAUCUCCACCAAAAUCUCGUGGUGUUCGGGUGAAACUAGAUGAAGCUCCAGAAGAGGACAGAUCGGCUGUUGAGAGACACUGUGUCUGCUAA
Messenger RNA from Trypanosoma grayi, 699 nucleotides. RefSeq names its product ras-related protein Rab21. The transcript has a single exon. Gene Ontology annotation, molecular function: GTP binding; GTPase activity. Bases 1 to 699 code for a protein of 232 amino acids. The record is from RefSeq and is a predicted model, not a curated record. NCBI's taxonomy places the organism in Eukaryota, Euglenozoa, Kinetoplastea, Trypanosomatida, Trypanosomatidae.